Messenger RNA from Cutaneotrichosporon oleaginosum, 554 nucleotides. RefSeq lists its product as uncharacterized. The record is from RefSeq and is a predicted model, not a curated record. NCBI's taxonomy places the organism in Eukaryota, Fungi, Basidiomycota, Tremellomycetes, Trichosporonales, Trichosporonaceae.
CCUUCAUCGUCAUUUGUCCCCCUGCCCGCGAUCCCCCACCUCCCUUGUCGUCAUAUUUCUACCCCUCCCUCACUAUUCCUAUCCUCACAAUCGAUCACGAGCCUCCCACAACAUGUCCCCAUCCGACAUUUCCCACCGCCGCUACGCUCGCUGCCGCUACGAGCGCGGUAGCAGCAGAUGCAGCUGCCUCCAACUCUCAUUCCCCGAUCCGUGCCCCGUCCCUGUGGCGUCGAGCGCGGCGUCGCCUUUCGGCUCGAGCGCCUCCACUCCCCAACCCCUCUCUCCUGCGCCUGCCCCCGUGCUCGAACUUGGAUCACAAUCAGGCAUGCCGUUAGGCGACUCGAGAAGCGAGCCGGGCGUGGCCAUUCUUGGCCCAGCCCCAGUGACGCCAGAGACGCCGAGUGACGCCGAGGCUUAGUGACCUCUUCGCAUGCUUCGGCACUUCAACGUAGUAUACCUUACUCAGACGGUUGUCACAUUAUUUUUCCGCAGAAGAAAUGUGUUUCUGUUGUUGUAUGUUUAUGCAGCGGUGCUAGCCGCCCUUCAUCAUUCCA